AAAGCUUUCGCCAUCGAAGACUGCAGUUUACAUAGCUGUAGUUUGAUCAAACCAUGACGUGUAAACUGUAUCCCCAUCAUUUCGAAGCUUCGAACAUAGUACAUAAGGUUCGCCACAAGUUCUUCGGUUCAGUGUGAGUCCUCUGACGCUAGGAUAUCCUCGCUGCAUUCCUCGUCUCGCUAAAUCUAAAGCCGGUAUAUUCUUCGCAAUGGUGCUGCCUUUUGCCAUCGCGGCGUCGUUCAUAGCUGCUGCGGUGGCCUAUUUCACGUCCCCGAAUGAUCAAGAUCGGGCGGUCUGUGAGCUGCCUACGCCGCGGAGCACACUACCGCUGGUCAAGAACACGCUGGAUCUCGUGUUCAUACAGCGCGCAAGGAUCUACGACUGGAUCUUGGAGCAAUGCCGAGAGCAUAGAGGCCAACCGUGGCGUGUAAGGGUGCUUGGACGUCCUCCUGCUGUCAUCCUGAGCUCCCCGGAAGCCAUGGAGGAUGUCUUGAAGACGCAAUUCGACGUAUUCAUUAAAGGCCCUACCAUCUCAGAUAUUUCCCACGGACUACUAGGCGACGGCAUCUUCGUCGUGGACGGCAUUAAGUGGAAGCACCAACGCAAAACUGCGAGUAAUUUCUUCUCCAUGAACAUGAUCCGCGAUGCAAUGGAGAACGUGGUGCGCGAUCACAGCAAACUAUUGACGUCCACGUUGAACGAGGCAGUGGAGAAUGGAGAGACACUCAACAUCAAGCGCGUACUGGACUUGUUCACGAUGGAUAUCUUUACCAAAAUCGGCUUUGGAGUGGAGCUGCACGGGUUAGAGACUGGUGGUAACAGUGGCUUCAUGGAGGCUUUCGAGCGAGCAUCGAGUCGCAUUAUGGCACGAUUUCAGCAGCCCAUGUGCAUGUGGAAGCUCGCACGCUGGCUCAACGUCGGGGCGGAAAGGCAAAUGGCGAAAGAUGUAAAGCUCAUCAACGACGUAGUGUAUGAUGUCAUCCACCGUAAUUUAGAGGAGAAAGCGAGUCGAAAACGGAGUGGAGAAAACUCUAAUAGUUACCGUAAAGACCUCAUCUCACUCUUCCUCGAGAAAGCGAGCGUUAACUACAGCGAUGACGACCAAACUGAAAUAACCCCAACGAUGCUGCGGGAUAUGUCGAUGGUCUUCAUCUUCGCCGGACGGGACUCAACUUCCCUAACGAUGACGUGGUUUAUCAUCGAAAUGAAUCGCCUUCCGGAAGUUUUAGCGAAGGUACGACGUGAACUCGCCGACAAACUGCCAAAACUUGGUCGAGAUGGCGAUACUCCCAGCUUGGAUGACAUUGAUGACCUGGUCUAUUUAGAAGCCUCUAUUCGCGAGGCUAUCCGUCUCAAUCCAGUAGCUCCCGUAAUGCAACGGAUAGCUGCACAGGAUACGACGCUCUAUAACGGAACGUUUAUUAAAGCUGGCACGCGGAUCAUCCUGCCACACUAUGCAAUGGGGCGUCUCGAAACAGUGUGGGGGUCUGACGCAGAAGAGUUCAAACCUGAGCGGUGGAUCGACCAAGACACUGGCAAACUCAUCCAUGUUUCUCCAUACAAGUUCACAGCGUUUCUCGCUGGACCGCGCAUGUGUUUGGGCAUGCGCUUUGCCCUAGCAGAGAUGAAAAUCACUCUUGCGACGAUCUUCAGCAAGUUCGACAUCCAAACGGUGAACAACCCACUCGACUUCACAUACAUUCCGUCGGUAACAUUGCAAGUCAAAGGCCCCGUGAACGUCACGUUAUCUAAAACAACUCGAGCAACCUAGAGAUUUGCAAUGUUGCACAAUAGUACCAAACCCAGUGGUAACCCAGAUAAAUCCAUUUUUUUACCCAAUUUACCCACGUUGAAGUGAUCCA
Molecule: messenger RNA, 1862 nt
Organism: Phytophthora nicotianae INRA-310
Lineage: Eukaryota; Oomycota; Peronosporomycetes; Peronosporales; Peronosporaceae
Exons: 1
Coding region: 209-1771 (520 amino acids)
Molecular function (GO): oxidoreductase activity, acting on paired donors, with incorporation or reduction of molecular oxygen; monooxygenase activity; iron ion binding
Source: RefSeq, a predicted model, not a curated record